Messenger RNA from Taeniopygia guttata (zebra finch), 15663 nucleotides. NCBI's taxonomy places the organism in Eukaryota, Metazoa, Chordata, Aves, Passeriformes, Estrildidae. The record is from RefSeq and is a predicted model, not a curated record.
GAGCGGGAUAGCACGGGGCGUGCGGAGCGGGUCAGGCUGUGCGGGAUGGCACAGGGGUGUAUGGGGGUAAUACAUGGCGGCUCAGGCCGUGCGGGGGUGGCACAGGGUGUACGGGGGUAAUACAUGGCGGCUCAGGCCGUGCGGGAGUGGCACAGGGCAGUGCGGGACAGGGACAGGGUUCGCCCGGCGCUGGUCCGUGCCGGUGCGGGGUGCGGAGCGCGCAGCGGUGCGAGGGGCAUUCCCAGCCCCGCGUUAGCGCCUGUUGCCGACACCCCGCGUACCGGGCUGCGAUGUCCCUUAGAGCAGGGACCAUCCCGCCCCGCUGCUCUGCGAAACCGCAGAUCUGGAGCUGGCGGAGUGACACCAGGCAAGUGACACCCUCCUGUCACAGCUUCCGUCAUCUCCCGGGCGUGUGACAGCACCGUGACUGCAGCCCGUGAGUCCCUGGGCUGGGGAAAGCCGAAAGCUUGGCCAUCCUGCAUCUUCUUCCAAAUAUGAACAUAGCCAGUCCAGACUCAGAAUGAGCUGCAGGAGCCCUCCAGGUUUGGCUGCUAGAGAUAAAGCAACUGGAUAAAUCUACUGGGACCAUAAGGAAUUCAAGUGGUUAAUUUGGGUUAAAAGUCUCUCUGCAGGUGGAAUGCCUCCUGUCCCUCAAUUGGCUCAGCAGAUCAGCCAGGAGGAAAACCAACAGCAAAAUGGACCAAAUUUGUCAAGUUUGCUUAAUUCCUUACCUGCUGCACAGAGCAGGAACCCAGCAGGUACAACCAGCAGGAUGGGAUAAGAACCAAGUACUUGUGGUCCCAGCUCCAGUUCCCUCACAACAACAGUGUCUGUCUUGGUUCUGCCCGAACUCCAUGAGGUCUCACAUCAUGAUUAUCUUCUGGAAGAAAUGCAGUGGAUGUCAAGAGAUUUUUUUCAAGAAAGAAGAUGAAAGAUGAUAACUGUCAAGAGAGACACAGACUGGUCUCUCUCUGAUGUGAAUGGGAUGGAAAACCAAAUUACUUGCUACAAAGCACAAGUGUUGCCAAAACUGAAGGUAAUUGGAAAGCUUAUUGAAGAGAUCUCCUGCUCCCCUUCAUCACCCAGACUUGAGCCAGUGAAGCUCAAACCAAACAGAACCGCCCUGUAUGGCAGAGACCUGUCGGAAACUUGCUCUUGGAUCAGUGAAAGAAAAAUCUCUCAGCAUUGUUCUGCCAGGAUUAACAAGCGGUGCUGGGCUGGCUUUGCAAAUUGCCUCCCACACUCCAGCACUUCAGAAGCUCUGAGGAUCCAUUGCAGGAACUCAUUCUGACACUGAAACAGCAGCAGAUUGCCCUGAAGGAUGUUAUUGCCAGGUAAUCGAGACAAAUCCAUGUGCAGUCUUUGCACAAAUUUGGUGGGUGUGUGCUACCCUCCAAAACAGGGUAUUUAUGUGAACAACUGUAAAAUGCAAAAUGAUAAAUUGGCUGCCUUGUUUUAUCCUUUUUGCAGGCUACAUUUCUCUUUCUCUAUGCUGAACCUAUUUGCAUCUCAGAUGUAUACUUUUGGAUCUGAAACUUUCAAUAGUUCCAUGGCAACUGUUAUUACUUAUAUAAUCAUUCUACUUGAUUUUGACAUAUCUUGUAUUUGUUGUGUUAAGUUAAUGCUGACAAAAAAAAAGUAGGAGUUGUAGUAAGCUUCUCUUGGUAACUUUAUGGAUAGUGGUAAUUUCCUCUUCAGCUUUUUUUUCACUUACUUGAUAUCAGCUUAAAACUACAUGUCCUGAUUUACUUUCUAUUACCUUUAGCCAGGUGCUUUGUGCUUCUUUCCAGAUAUUACUGGUUUUGAGUGGUUAAUAGCCUGAGCAGUUAAAAAUCAGUAUAAAAAAGUUUUGAUUUGUUUUAUAGAGACCUGUGUGUGUUCCCAGCUGUAGCAGUUGCUCCUCCGUGUUUGUAUGGAGCAAAUCCUUCUUAGGCAUGGAGCCAUGGAAUGAAACUCCUGCAGUUCAGUCUCGAGGAACAGAGAUGGUGCAGUGUGAUUCAGGAAUUCAUAAAAAGUUUCAACCAAGACAAGUGAUCCUUCAGUGCUAUCCUGUGUUCCCACACUCCCUCCACAGGUGUCAGUCACACAGAUGUGAUUCCUCUUGUCUUCUCUGACACUGAUUUAGGUCUGUUGAUGGACACAAAGAUGGAGUGGUGUGACAAAAGUGCAAGAGGCAGAGAUACCCACACAUACAGGCUUUUAAGUGGUAAUUCUAUUGAAGAGAGGCUGUUGAAAAAGAGUAUUAAACAUGAUUCAAGAACUGGCUGCUCAGGGAGGGGAUUGUUCAACAGACUUUUUAUCCCAGGCUUGUUUGGGAACCAGUGAGGUGUGUUCACAGCUAAAUUCAGUAGAAAUCCUGAACUGUCAGCUCAUAUAGAAAAUCAGAAGGUAACAAUAUCUAAUAAAUAUUGAUAAUAUUGAGAAGUUGUAAUAAAGAUCUGCGUGUUCCAAUGAUAAUGCUACCCUUUUAUUGACAUUGCAAAAUCUGCAGCAAAAGGUGUCACAUACAUCUGUAAUCUGACUUUUCUCAACUUGAUUUUAGGAUGACUAAAAAAAUUUGGCAUUGUUUUCUUAAAGGUCUUGGAUCGUAUCAGUGAUGUGUUUAACUUUUGUAACAUGUUUAUCACUCUCCAAAGCAACGCCAAAAGGGUUACAUAUAAACCAUUGCAGCCCCUGAGGGAAAGGAGAGUUCAAGUUGAAACUUGCUUUGCAUUGUGAGCACUUGGGGACUUCUGGGGUCCUUUUCGGUUUUUUUUUUUUUUUUCCUUUUAAUUUCUCAUUGCUGUUAGAGUACUACAUGAGUGUUUACUAAGCAGAAACAUAACUAAAUUUUAGAAUUUUGAAUAGCUUGGUAUACAAACAAAUGUUAGUAAAUACCUUCUCCUAACAGUAUGAAUAACACAGGUUAUAUUUAUUACAUUUCCACACACUUAGGAGUAUGAAAUUUCCUCGAUGUUAUGACAAUAUGACCUUGGAUGUAUCAUUUUGCACUACCAGUGUAUUAAAAACAAGGGAGGGGGGAUGUUUAUUUUAACUUCUAAGUGGUAGGAUAUGAAUUAUCUUCAGUCAAGACUAUUGAUAACUAUUAAUUUUGAGACAGGGGACAUUUGAUGAUGUAUUUUUGGUACCUAAGCCUUCACUUUGUAUUUAUUUCAGAAUGUAGGAGGUCAUCCUCUUUUUCUUAGACAAGCCUUGAUAAAAAACAGAAUUCUGAGUCAAAUCAAAUGGAUUUCAGUCAGAAUUCAAAUCGAUGACAAUGACAACUAGAAAAAGAAGUUCCUCAAAUAGAUUUCUGUAAAGUGUCCAAGAAUCAAAUCUGUGCUCGUGCUGAUGUAAAGAAAAGCCUGAAGUGCUUCAGUACGGCUCCACCUGAUGUACCACAAGUCCUUCCUCGUGUCCGGGAGGCCCCUCCUGAGCAUCGGUGUGCGCCCGCUGUGUCUCGUCCUGUAACCUGGCAGCACCGAGCAGAGCCGGCCGUGCCCCGAGUCCCUGCAGGCGCUGACAGCCAGGGCUGGGUCCCCUCUCAGCCCCCUGCCCGAGGCUGAGCAGCGCCGGCUCCCUCAGCGCUGCCCCGCUGGGAUGCUCCAGCCCCUCCAUCACCUCCGUUUGCCCGCCUGGCCUCGCUGCGGGCGCUGCCAGUCCCUGCAAGUGUGGAUUUCCACACCGGCUGUUGGAGAGAAGCGACAGCCCAGCUCCGUGCGCGGUCCCUUUGCUCGCUCCUUACCCUGCCCUGCCUCCGCCACAAUAAAUACAACUUUUCCGCGCUGUCGCCGAGCCCGUUCCUAUCGCGACAGGCCCCGCGGAGCGCGCAGGCGCGGCGCUGGCGCAGGCGCGGCGCGGCCCGCGGGUGGCGGCGCAGGCGCGGCGGGACGCGGUUUGUCUCCUGCCGGCGCUGGUAGCGGCGCCCCCGCCCUCGCUUCCUGCCCGCAGCGAAUGGAGCCCGCGACUACACUGUAGAACCUUAGAUCAGUGAGGAUGCACCAUGGCAAUGGUCCUCAGAAUGCCCAGCGCCAGCUGCAGCGAUCCAGGUCCUUCACAGGCAGUGAGGGAGAAGAACAACAGGCAAAUUUACCCCAGUCCCCCGCAGCCUCUUUCGCGCCUUCUGCGAGUCCCUCAGCGCCGCAGUCGCCCAGUUACCAGAUCCAGCAGUUCAUCAUGAGCCGGAGCCCGGUGGCCGGGCAGAACGUGAACAUCACCCUGCAGAAUGUGGGCCCCGUGGCCUCGGGCAACCAGCAGAUCACGCUCACCCCACUGCCGCUUCCAAACCCCACGUCCCCGAGCUUUCAGUUCAGCCCCCAGCAGAGGCGCUUUGAGCAUGGAUCCCCCUCGUACAUCCAGGUCACCUCUCCGCUGCCCCAGCAAGUGCAGUCCCAGAGCCCCACCCAGCCCAACCCGGUGCAGGCGCUGCCCAGCGUCCGGGCAGGCACCCCCGGGCCUGGCCUGGGCAUGUGCAGCCAGAGCCCCACCAGAGGCUUUGUGGAUGCCAGCGUGCUCGUGAGGCAGAUCAGCCUGAGUCCUUCCAACGGCGGACACUUCGUGUACCAGGAGGGCCCGGGGAUCGCACAGAUUGCUCAAGGAGCUGCUGCUCAAGUGCAGCUUCCAUCGUCCGGGCCGCCUGCCACCGUGAGGGAGCGCCGGCUCUCGCAGCCCCACUCGCAGUCUGGGGGCACCAUCCACCACCUCGGCCCUCAGAGCCCUGUGGCCAGCGGGGCAAAUAUGCAAUCUUUGACUAGCCCGGGCCACAUCACAACGACCAGCUUGCCACCCCAAAUCAGCAAUAUUAUCCAGGGGCAGCUUAUGCAGCAGCAGCAGCAAGUGCUUCAAGGGCAGCAGCUGAGUAGACCCAUUGGAUUUGACAGGACUUCUGGUGGAUUGAUAGCAGGGGUUGGAGGACCAAGUGCAUUUGGAAUGACAUCACCUCCUCCUCCCACAAGUCCUUCACGGGCCACUGUGCCACAGGGGCUGUCGAGUCUUCCUCUCACUCCUACAGCUAACACAGCAGUGAAAAAACAGCCCAAAAAGUUGGAGGAGAUUCCUCCUGCCAACCAAGAAACUGCUCAAAUGAGAAAACUAUGUUUGGAUCAUCACCACAAGCAGAUGGAAAUUCUUAAGGAAACUUUUAAGGAGUGUUUGAUUGAACUGUUUUUCCUGCAACAUCUUCAGGGGAAUAUGAUGGACUUUUUAGCUUUUAAGAAGAAACAUUGUGUUCCUCUGCAAGCAUACCUGAGGCAAAAUGACUUGGAUUUGGAGGAGGAAGAAGAGGAAGAACAAUCUGAGGUCAUCAAUGAUGAGGUAAAGGUUGUGACAGGAAAGGAUGGGCAGACUGGUACUCCUGUCGCUAUAGCAACCCAGCUUCCUCCAAAUGUUUCUGCUGCUUUUUCAUCCCAGCAGCAACCAUUUCAGGUACUUUUCAAUGGUUCUAAAAUAUAUAAUACACUAAUGAAAAUUUCCAUUAAUGAAAAACAAAAGUAUCAAAAACAAACGCAUACAGGGACUCCAGCGACGGGGACUGUGAGCACCAUAGAGAUUGAAGCUUUUAAGAGACAGCAGCAGGCCCUUGCACCAGCAGAUUCGUCUAAGAGACCACGAAUUGAAGUGGGCCGUCAUGGGAUGGUUUUUCAGCACCCGGGUGUGGCUUCAGGAGUUCCUCUUCAACAGCUAAUGCCAACUGCACAAGGUGGGAUGCCGCCCACUCCGCAGCCGGUGCAGCUGACGGGGCAGAAGCAGAGCCAGCAGCAGUACGACCCCUCCAAGGGCCCUCCGGUGCAGAACGCGGCCAGCCUGCACACGCCGCCGCCGCAGCUGCCGGCACGCCUGCAGCCCGCCAACGUCCCCAUGGCCUCGCUGCCCGCCGCCCUGCAGCUCCCACAGCAGCAGCCUCAGCUCGUGGAGCCUCCAGCCCAGCCGCAGAUCCAGGUGAAGAUCCAGCCCCAGAGCGUGCCCCUGACGGCCGCUCCGCUGCCAGCGCCGCUGCAGCAGCAGGUGCCACCGGCCAUCCACGUGCAGGGACAGGCGCCCAGCCAAGUGUCGCAGCCGCAAGCUGCCAUACAGCAGCAGACUGUGACUCUGACACGACCAUCUGCAGAUCCUGCUCAGAGUUCUCAGCGUCUUGCAGCAAAUCCACUGCCACCUACCUCAUCCAUCGCUCCAGCAGCGAUCCCAGGCACAACACCGCCUUCUCCAUACCCAUUGCAAACAAACAGGACCUCUCCAGCAACCAACAAGUCCCUGUCUCCUAUUGCAUCCAAGCCUCCUGGCUUAGCAGUAGCAGCAGCAGCACCUAAAACACAAAGUCCAGCUCAGAAUGCAGCAGUGUUGCCACAGGAAAACUCUCAAGACAAGCUGGCUGAGCAAGUCAAGCUGGAAAAUCAAAUCCACCAGCGGAUAGCAGAACUGAGAAAGGAAGGUUUAUGGUCCCCCAGGCGACUGCCUAAACUCCAAGAGGCUCCAAGACCAAAAUCCCACUGGGAUUAUUUGCUGGAAGAAAUGCAGUGGAUGGCAACUGAUUUUGCCCAGGAGAGAAAGUGGAAGAUGGCAACUGCUAAAAAGAUGGUAAGAACUGUGGCUCGUUACCAUGAAGAAAAGAAACUCAAUGAAGAGCGAGCUAAAAGGGAGGAACAGAACAAACUGAGGAGGAUUGCAGCAUCCAUUGCUAGAGAAAUAGAGUAUUUCUGGUCUAACAUAGAGCAGGUUGUUGAAAUUAAACUGCAAAUCGAAUUUCAAGAGAAAAGGAAAAAAGCUUUGAAUCUAAAGAGAUUUUCAAGGAAAGGUAAGGAUACAAAAGAAGACCUUUAUUUGGAAAAAGAAUGUGAAAUGGGGGGUUCAUCAUCUGGAAGGAAAAGAAAGGCAAGCACGUCUUUGACUGACGAGGAAGUUGAAGAUGAAGAAGAAACAAUUGAAGAACAAGAAGCUAAAGAAGGAAACAUAAACCAUCAAACUGAAUUGUCUAAUCUAGCCAAAGAAGCUGAAUUGCCUCUGGAAGAUUUGGUAAAGAUGUAUGAAGGUGCCUUUGCAGAAAAUUUUCACUGGCCCCAGCCAAAGCCUGACAGUGAAGAGGAGAGCAGUGAGGAAGAAAUGGAAGACCACAUGUCUGAUAGGGAAAGUCCCCAGAAAGAAGUUGUCCUCAUAGACUCCCUUCUCAGCAUUGACCAGUACAAGAGCAUGGACAGGUCGAGUCCUCCCAAGAAGCACAUGAGAGACAUAGCAGAAGUGGCUGCUGCAGCAGAGAUGUUGUUACCUAAAGGCAGCUCCAGGAUAACAACAGCAAUAAAGUACAACACUCCAUCACUGUUGUAUGGGUCUCUCAGAGAAUAUCAGAAGAUUGGGCUGGAUUGGCUGGCAAAGCUGUACAGGAAGAAUCUCAAUGGCAUCCUGGCAGAUGAGGCAGGGCUUGGAAAAACAGUGCAAAUUAUUGCCUUUUUUGCCCAUUUGGCUUGUAAUGAAGGGAACUGGGGCCCUCACCUUGUUGUUGUCCGGAGCUGUAACAUAUUGAAGUGGGAGCUGGAAUUGAAACGCUGGUGCCCAGGGUUGAAAAUACUUCUCUACUUUGGGAGCCAAAGAGAACUUAGGGCAAAAAGACAGGAAUGGACAGAACCCAACAGCUUCAAUGUGUGCAUCACUUCCUACAAGCAGCUGUUCAAAGGCCACCCAGCAUUCAUGAAAAUGCGAUGGAAAUACUUAAUAGUAGAUGAGAUGCAGCAAAUAAAGAAUAUGACUGAGAAACACUGGGAGGCAAUUUUCAGUCUCCGCAGCCAGCAUCGUUUGCUUCUGAUAGACACUCCUUUGCAUAACACAUUGAUGGAGCUGUGGACCAUGGUACAUUUUUUGAUUCCGGGAAUUUCCAGACCUUACCUGGAUUUUCCGGUAAAAGCACCUAAUGAGGAGAACCAGGAUUAUUGCCAUAAACUGGUCAUCAGGCUGCACAGAAUGAUUCAGCCAUUUAUUUUGCGGAGAUCAAAGAGGGAUGUUGAAAAGCAGCUCACAAAGAAGUAUGAACACGUGCUCAAGUGCCGUCUGUCUAGUCGACAAAAAGCCAUGUAUGAGGAUGUCAUAUUGCAACCAGGAACCCAGGAAGCCCUCAAAAGUGGACACUUCAUCAGUGUCCUGCAUGUCCUGAUGCAGCUGCAGCGGAUCUGUAACCACCCUGAUCUGAUAAACCCUCGGCUUUCAAGCUCCUCUUAUGUAUCAGAAACACUGGAAUACAGAACAGCCUCUCUGGUGCUGCGAGCCCUGGAAAGGGAUAUUUGGAAGGAGUCGGACCUGUCUCUUUUUGAUCUCAUUGGAAUGGAAGACAAAAUGACUCAUUAUGAAGCACAAAUGUUGCCAAAACAAAAGGUUACUAGAAAGUUGAUUGAAGAAAUCUACAGCUCCCCUCCACCACCGGCGAGGCCCAACCCAGUGAAGCUCAAACCAAGCAGGUUGUUCCAGCCCGUUCAGUACGGUCAGAAGCCCGAGGGCAGGACUGUAGUUUUCCCAAGCACUCAAGUCCAGCGCACGGUGACCACAGCGACAGUGACUCAGCAGGGACAAGUUCGAGGCAGAUCCCCCAUAGCCACGGUGUCCUCAAAUCAAGCUGCAGCAGCACAGUUUCAGACAACUCAGGCUUCCACCAGUGCUCCAAGACACCAGCCCGCAGCGACCUUCACCACAGCAACUAGCGCAGCCAACCCUGUGAAACCGCGGGGCCAGACCUCUGCGCCGGCCCCGCAGCCGGGCCAGCCCCAGCCACAGCCACAGCCCCCCCCGCACACCAUCCAACAGAGUGUGCUGCCUCAGAGGCUCGUACUGACCUCUCAGGCCCAGGCACGGUUGCCUAGUGGUGAGGUAGUAAAAAUAGCCCAGCUGGCUUCUAUAGCAGGAGCACAAGGCAGGAUUGCUCAGCCAGAGACCCCAGUGACUCUGCAGUUCCAAGGGAACAAGUUCACCUUGUCACACAGUCAACUCCGCCAGCUCACUGCAGGGCAGCCCCUGCAGCUACAAGGAAGUGUCCUUCAGAUUGUGUCAGCCCCUGGGCAGCAGUACCUGAGGCCUCAGGGCCCCGUGGUCAUGCAGACGGUUUCCCAGGCAGGAACUGUGCAGAACGCCCUGAACGCUCUAGGAAACCAGCACCAGGCAGGUGGCCCAACUUCCACUGCAGUCACACAGCAAGUUUGUAUUCCAGGUAGAGCUACAGUUACUAACUUGCCUUCUGGAGACAUGGGAGCAGUGUUAAAACCAGCACCUUUGCAUGGACAGUCACAGACGUUUGAGGAGAAGAACCGGCUCUUGAAGGAGCGCCUGGACAGGAUCUUCUGCGGCAACGAGCGCCGCUGCGCGCGGGCGCCGGUGUACGGCCGGGACGUGCUGAGCGUUUGCUCCCUGGCUGGGGACACAAAGGCCUCCCAGCUGCCUUCCAGUGAGGGCAACAGCUGGAGGUGGGCUGGCUUUGUCAACUGCUGCCUUUCCUCAAGUGCCUGCGGAGGCCCAAGUAACCCCUUGCAGGAAAUGAUCCUGGGCUUGGUUCAGCAGCAGGAAUCUCUGAAGGAUCUUGUUAACAGGGCUCUCUUCGUGUUGCCAGCUGCAGUUGCUGCUCCCCCAUGUUUCUAUGUAGCAAAUCCUCCCCCUUCAUAUAGUCACAGACUGAAACUCCUUAAACACAGCCUGAGGCAGAAGGCAGCUCCACACUUGCAUCAGUUGCAACAACUGACCACUCCUCACUUGCUGCAGUUCCCUGACCUCCGGCUGGUGCAGUAUGACUCAGGGAAAUUAGAAGCUCUUGCUGUCUUGCUUCAGAAGUUGAAAUCUGAAGGGCGCCGUGUGCUGAUUUUGUCACAGAUGAUUCUGAUGCUGGACAUACUGGAGUUGUUCCUGAAUUUCCAUUUCCUCACCUUUGUGAGGAUUGAUGAAUAUGCCAACCAGGAACAACGGCAGGAGCUGAUGAAAAUUUUCAACAGAGACAAGCGCAUUUUCUGUGCCAUCCUCUCCUCUCACAGCCGUUCCACAGGAGUCAAUCUUGUUGAGGCAGACACUGUUGUCUUCUAUGACAAUGAUCUGAACCCAGUGAUGGAUGCAAAAGCUCAGGAAUGGUGUGACAGAAUUGGGAGAUGUAAAGAUAUCCAUAUAUACAGGCUUGUCAGUGGUAAUUCUGUAGAAGAGAAACUUUUGAAAAAUGGCACAAAGGACUUGAUCAGAGAAGUAGCUGCUCAGGGAAAUGACUAUUCAAUGGCCUUUUUAACACAGCAAACAAUUCAGGAAUUGUUUGAGGUUCAUUCUCCUAUGGAGGAUUCUGGAUUUAGAGUGAAAGCAGAAGAAUUUGUAGUACUUUCUCAAGAGCCGUCUCCAGCAGAAAAUAUUUCACCUAAAGUUGCAAGACCAUUCAUAGAGGCCCUCAACAGCAUUGAACGAGAGGAUGAGGAGUCAAAUGAUCACAUACAAGAAAUAGGAUCUGAGUCAAGCCUUGAACCUUUAAUCUCAGAGCUCUGCGAGACAAAAUACAUUGAAGAGCCCUCACAGCUGCAGGAGUUAGUUGCUGUUGUGGAUCAGCUGACUCCAAUUGAGAAGUAUGCUUUGAAUUAUCUGGAGCUCUUCCACGGUUCAGUUGAUGACAAUGAGCCACGGUUGAGUGAGAUGGAACUGAAAACUGCAAAGAAAGCCUGGGAAGUCCAGCAUAUGAAGGAGUUAAAGGAAAGAGAGCAAAAAAUGCUUUGGGAGGAUGAAGAGGAGCUUCUAACCUACACUCGGGAGGAUGCAUACAACAAAGAAUAUGUCUAUGAAGGUCCAGAUGGACAAACUGAAAUUAUGCCACUCUGGACUCCUCCUACUCCACCUCAGGAUGACAAUGAUAUCUACAUAGAUUCUGUUAUGUGCCUGAUGUAUGAUACCACCCCUAUUCCAGAGUCAAAAUUGCCUCCAGUGUACGUCAGGAAGGAGCGUAAACGACACAAAACAGAUCCCUCUGCAGCAGGUAGAAAGAAGAAGCAACGUCAUGGGGAGACAGUUAUCCCACCUCGUUCACUCUUUGAUCGAGCAACUCCAGGAAUGUUGAAAAUGCGCCGGGAGGGCAAAGAGCAAAAGAAGAACAUCUUGUUGAAACAACAGACACAGUUUGCAAAGCCUUUGCCAACUCUUGUCAAACCAGCUACUGAGGCUGGACAGGAUAAUCCAGAGUGGUUGAUCAGCGAAGACUGGGCACUUCUGCAGGCAGUGAAGCAGCUGCUGGAGCUUCCUUUAAACCUUGCUGUUGUGUCACCAGCACACACUCCCAACUGGGACCUGGUCAGUGAUGUUGUUAACUCCUGCAGCAGAGUCUAUCGCUCGCCCAAGCAGUGCCGCAACCGAUACGAGAAUGUCAUAAUCCCAAGGGAGGAAGGAAAGACUAAAAACAGUCGCCCACUUCGUACCAAUCAGAUCUAUGCUCAAGAUGAGGGUGCAACACACACACAACUUUAUACUAAUCAUUUUGAGAUGAUGAAAAUGAUUGCAGGGAAAAGAAGUCCACCUAUCAAACCUCUACUUGGCAUGAAUCCUUUCCAGAAGAAUCCAAAGCAUGCAUCGGUGCUUGCAGAAAGUGGAAUCAACUAUGAUAAGCCCCUCCCUCCGAUUCAGGUCGCGUCCCUCCGAGCAGAACGCAUUGCCAAAGAGAAAAAGGCGCUGGCGGAGCAGCAGAGGGCCCAGCAGCAGACGGGUCCCCAGCCCCAGCAGCCCCAGGCGGGCCAGCAGCCCCCCCAGCAGCCCCCCGUGCAGCAGGCCCAGGCCCAGCCACAGGCACAGGCACAAGCACAGGUAGUUCAGCAGCCACAGGCAGUGGUGCAGACUGCAGUCACUACUGUGGCCAACACAGCAGUAUUGGCAGGCACCAUCAAAACAGCGGUGACGGGGACAAGCAUCCAGACUGCUACAGUGAGUGGAAAUGUGAUUGUGAACACUGUUGCUGGGGUCCCUGCUGCUACCUUCCAGCCCAUCAAUAAACGUCUGGCCUCACCUGUUAUACCUGGCACGCUGACUACCUCGGGAGGCACCACCACUGCCCAGGUGGUUCACAGCCAGCCCCGCGCCGCCGCGGCGCCGGCAGCGUCCACCGAGCUGGUGACCAUCGCCUCCACCCAGGGCGUGCGCGCCGUGACCUCGGUGACAGCCUCGGCCGUGGUCACCACCAACCUCACGCCUGUGCAGACACAGACAAGGUCUUUGGUCACCCAGGUCACGCCAGCUACGCCAACAGUCCAGCUGUCAGGCAAAACCAUCACCCCUGCUCACUUCCAGCUUCUGAGGCAACAGCAGCAGCAGGCUGCUCAGGUGCAGGUCCCACAGAUCCAGGCUCAGGCACAAGCCCAGUCUCCAGCUCAAAUAAAAACUGUAGGGAAAUUGUCACAGGAGCAGCUGAUCAAGUUGCAGAAGCAGAAGCUGCAGCUCCCCCAGCAGCAGGCAGCACAGCAGACACAGCAAGGGGCACAGCAGCAAACAGCACAAGUGCAAGUGCAGCAGCAGCAGCAAACUCAGCAGCUCACUGCUGUGACAGCCCCUCGUCCUGGCGCAGUCCUCACGGGCACUACAGUCACCAACCUGCAAGUGGCACGCCUGACUCGUGUUCCUGCUUCCCAGCUCCAAGCACAAGGACAGAUCCAGGGCCAGACUCCACAAGCAGCACAGGUUGCUCUGGCAAAGCCUCCAGUGGUGUCUGUUCCAGCUGCUGUUGUGUCAUCUGCAGGAGUCACCACACUCCCUGUGACUGUGGCAGGCAUUAGUGUUGCCAUUGGACAGCCACAGAAAGCAGCAGGAGGCCAGACAGUAGUUGCACAGCCACUGCAUGUCCAGCAGCUGCUAAAACUCAAGCACCACCAAGCAGCACAGCAGCAGAAAGCCAUCCAGCCCCAGGUUGCACAGGGACAAGCUACUGUGCAGCAAAAGAUAAAUGCUCAACAGGUUACGGUCCAGACCCAACAGCAGACUUCACAGCAGCAAAAAGUAACUUAUGCUACACAGCCUGCCAUUAAAACACAGUUCUUAACAACUCCAAUUUCCCAAACCCAGAAACCAGGUGGAACCCAGCAAGUGCAGGCCCAGAUUCAGGUUGCAAAACUCCCACAGGUGGUCCAGCAACAGGCUACUGUUGCCAACAUUCAGCAGAUGGUUUCAGUUUCCCAACAGGUACAAGCUCAGCCCCAAACUGUGACCCUUUCUCAGACGACAGCAGGUCAACAGCAGGUUCAGGUGAUCCCUGCAACCACUGCUACUGCUCAGGUCGUGCAGCAGAAGCUGAUCCAGCAGCAGGUCGUGACCACAGCAUCUCCCCAGGUUCAGGCUCCAGGUGUACAGAACCCAGCCCAGACACCAGCAGCACCUGAAGCCCAGAGUCAGCAAGCAAAAGUACAAAUGAGGACACCGACUGUCAGGCUAAAGGCACCUACUAAACCAAGUUGAACUAUUGCAAUAAGAGAUAAACACAGUAUUUUGUGUUUGCUGAGACAAGUGAGAAGCUACUCCAGACAUCCAAAUGAAGACAAAACACCUAUUUUUUUUUUUUUUUGGUUUUUUUGUAGCAGAAGGUUUCUUGCUGGUGAACAUUUCAACAUGAAAACUCACAUGUAACUUCAGUGUAUUAGCAACUGUUUAGCACUCAAACUCUGUACAAGAUACAUUCUGCCUGUGUUCUCUGUGCUCAUUCACACCAGAUAAAGCAAUCAUUACUUAGGUUGAAAUUCUGCCCAGCUUCUCAAAAGUGAAAUGGUGAUCUGCCAUAAAUGUCAGUAAAAUCUAUCUGUGUUAGAAUACCACACCUGCCUGUGGGUGUGUGCAGCUCCUUGCUGCAGUUCAGUGUGUGCUGAGUACCCACACUGAAGCCACACAAAGAACCAGGUGUAGUUGGUACAGCGCAGUAUUUCAGUAUUUUCCAUCUGUACAAAAGUUCUGUGUUGUUCUUCCCUGUGGUAAACGCCCCUGGAAGAUCUAACACAGACUUGAAGUGCUCCCUGCAAAAUUCAGCCAAUAAAUGUGAAAACCUGUAAGUAUAUGUAAUUAAAAAGGAAAAAAAAAGGUUUCAUUCUCCAUUUUUGUAAGUCUUUUAAAAUGUUUGUUAGUAGUUUUUGUGUACAGUUUACCGAAUAACCCAACCUGUGUGCUCAUUCUCAUAUUUCACUUUAAAAUAAUGGGUAUUUUAGGCAUGAGCUGAGUAAAUACUGUGUUGAUAGUAAAUGUGUAUUAAAGUGUAGCCCUUUUUUUUUUUUUUGUAAAAGAAUUGUUCAGUAGAUACAGCUAAACAGAUGAUCCAUAGCUGUUUCUCAUGGGAUUUCUGUCACAAAAAAUCUCCAGCUGAUAAAAUUGAAUCUCUCAGUUUCAUUCUGCUCUUGCAACAUGUUUAAAUGUUCAGUACUUUUUACACGGCUUUCAGCUUGGGGGGUGGGGGGCUGGGGGAAGGGGAGAAUAGUGAAAUUAAAUCUAAGACUUAAUUCUUCAACUGUGUAAAGAGUAAGAUCUAACUUUUGUACUAUUCUUUUACUAAAGCUAACGAUGAAUGUAUCUUCAGGUGGGUAUUUUGGAUGUGAAUAGAGUAUGGCCUCUUCCUCCAAAUCAGUUUGCCUUAUUAUGGAGAAAAAAAAAAAGCAAAAAGCUGCAUAGAACUGUGGGGGGUUUCUUUACUUUUCUUGCAUACAAUGAAUAACAGACUUUGCAAACAGCACUGAGUGAGGAAUCAAAAAGCCCAUGGUGGCUUGAAGGGAUUUAUUUUACUUUGGCCAUAAAACUGCACAACGUGUAAAAUCCAGACAAAAUUACAACAUUCCUUUUCUGAGAUGGUUUUAAAAUUAUUUUUUCAUUCUGUGAUCUUUUUACUCUUUUAGGAAAGAAGCCUAUUUAAGGGCAAGGAAAGCAUAUAUUUUGUUUUUACCUCUGUAUGUCCACACUUGUUGGUACCUGGCAAUCCAUAUGGCUUAAACAAGAAAGAAUGCUCAGCCGGCUCCUCUGUGUUAGUUGGGAUAGGUACAUCCAAUUCUGUUCAGAUCACAAAUGUAAGCAUUGGCUCAGGCAGCGUUCCUGACUUUUUUAUUUUACACCUCUUUUGUCCUGCAUACUUUUUUUCUCGGACCCUCAGGUGUACAAAUUCAAGGGCAUUUUUGGGUUUUUUUUAAGCUGUUUUUGCAUGCAGUAGUAUUCCCCUGACCCUGCUAACCCCUGGCGUGUGCCAUCCCUUAAACUUGACAGCCGGCCAUGGAGCUGGUGUUGCUGACAGCAGAGUAGUUUAAAAUGCAAAGCAGAUGCAGUGGUAAUGGAUAGUGACACUGUGUACAGUAUAGCCUCGCUCAUCCAAAAAUAUUGCUUAGCUAGCCCCAGUUUGACUUUUAAGUGUUUAGCUUUUAUGAUGUGCAUGAAAGUCGGGGUGGGGGGGAACAGUUCCAGCAGUGGGAGAGCUGUUGGCUGCGUCGUUGUGCUGGUCUGAUUUGGUGUCUAAAGAGACGAUUGUUUCUUGUUUAGGUCAGUUGAUGAAGAUAAAAAGUCACAAUCUUUAUAUUUUUUUUCCCUUCUCAUGAAUUUUUUUUUCCCUUCCUUUCGAUGUGUCUUUCUCCCAGGAGUGUGUUAGGAAGUCAACCUGUACAUAAGUGAUGAACAUUUGUACUCGACCCAGUAGGACGAUAAGGAAUAGUGCUGUAUCCUACCUGAAGGUGUAAUAAAGUGUACAUUUUUAUACCGCCA